CGUUGACCUCUGUUGCCUCCUCUUUCUCCUCUCCUCUCCUCUCUUUUCUUCCUCUUCUCAAUUUCUAGGGUCGAUCAGCAAACUUGUCUGCUAGCGACCUAUUCCGCCCAUAUAUAUAAUCCAACAGGACCAGGAACUGAGUAGCGUGGCUCAAUUUUGGGCUAUCAUGGGAAGGCUACCUUGCUGCGACAAAGGAGUGAAGAAAGGUCCCUGGACUCCAGAGGAGGACCUUCUUCUUGUCUCCUACAUCCAGCAACAUGGCCCUGGCAACUGGAAGACUGUUCCUACUAGCACUGGGCUUCUGAGAUGCAGCAAGAGUUGCAGGCUCAGAUGGACUAACUAUCUCCGGCCGGGGAUCAAGCGCGGCAACUUCACAGAUCAAGAAGAGAAGCUCAUCGUCCAUCUCCAGGAAAUUCUCGGCAACAGAUGGGCGACGAUUGCUUCGUACCUCCCAGAGAGGACGGACAACGACGUGAAGAACUACUGGAACACUCACUUAAAGAAGAAGCUGAUGAAGAAAAUUCAGACUCUCAAUCAAGAAGGCGGCGCUGUGACCGCUGCUCUGUCCUCGACCUCUCAGCCUGCUCUUUCGAAGGGCCAAUGGGAGAGGAGAGUCCAAGCCGACAUUCACAUGGCGAAGCGAGCCCUUGAUGAGGCCUUGGCCUUGCAGGAUAAACCUACAGUAUCGCCGAUGACGAUGACCACCGCCACCGCCACCGCCACCUAUGCCUCCAACGCAGAGAACAUUUCCCGGUUACUCCAGGGGUGGAUGAAGAACAAAAGCAAUUCAGCUAAAACAACCGGAUCACAUUACUCCACCUCCACCGACGCCUCCUCCUCCUCCGCCGCCACCGUCGCGGCUAGCAAGGGCGACCUGUCGCCGGCGAUGGACUGUUCCCUGUUCAAGCUUGACUCGCCGGAGACUGAUCAGCUUAACCACGGCGACAUCAAGAUUCCAAUCCUCACUUCUUUGUUCGAGUCUUGGCUCUUUGAAGAACAGAGUAUGGAAGUAGGCCAGUUUGAACUCAUCCUUUGAGCUCCCUGUCUCCUUCACUUGUAUGGUUUUGAUCAAAGGAUCAACUUGUUCAAGGAAAUUAAUUAAGUGUACAUUAUGAUCGAUCAUCCUGAAGUGUUGGAUGGUUCAAGUGUUAGCUAGGAUGACUGUUAAGCUGUGCCACUGAAUUAUGAUAUCUAUAUAUAUAUAUAAACAGAAAUUCA
Molecule: messenger RNA, 1218 nt
Organism: Zingiber officinale
Lineage: Eukaryota; Viridiplantae; Streptophyta; Magnoliopsida; Zingiberales; Zingiberaceae
Product: transcription factor MYB30-like
Exons: 3
Coding region: 167-1036 (289 amino acids)
Biological process (GO): response to auxin
Source: RefSeq, a predicted model, not a curated record